AUGAAAUUAGAUCCUCCUCCGGCUGGAGAAGCGCCCCCAUCGCAUAAAUUUCAGCAAGGGGAUACUGGAGUCGAGGAGGCAGCAUUACAAGCAUCUCUCCAGAUUAUUGGUGCGAUCCUGAUAUCUACGCCAUGGCCACCACGAAAUUAUCCAUGCAUUAACAUAUGUUUUAACCAGCGCCCAAUCCCACUUCAAGUUCCAACAGAGAUAGAGCUGAGCCCAAGAAACCAUGUUCGAGUCACUCUGUUCGAUGCCAACCAUUGCCCUGGUGCGGUCAUGUUUCUUAUAGAGGGAAACGGCAAAACCAUUCUCUAUACCGGCGAUAUUCGGGCGGAAUCCUGGUGGGUGGGCAAUCUUAUUCGGAAUCCAGUCCUUAUUCCAUACACCCUUGGAGAUAAGCGAUUUGAUAAGAUCUAUCUAGACACCACCUUUGCUACGAAAUCUGAUGUAUACCAGUCGUUCCCCUCUAAAGCUGAAGGAAUUAGAGAGCUCUUAGAAAAGAUCAACGCCUACCCAGAGGAUACAAUUUUUUAUCUGCGAGUAUGGACGUUUGGUUAUGAAGAUGUCUGGUUAGCCUUGUCAUCGGCGCUAAACACCAAGAUCCAUGUCGAUCAAUAUCAAAUUGGGUUGUAUAAAUCCCUCGCGCCACGGGCCACAAAUGGUUUUGGAGUUGACAACACGGCAUUCCUUUGUGGAUUCACCCUGGGCAAUGCGCAUGCCCCCGGUUGCUUAACUCACGAUCAUAAAUCUCGAAUCCAUAGUUGCGAGCCUGAUAUGCACUGCUCGACGAUCUCCAAAGGCCCCUCCGUAUAUAUCACUCCCAUUGUGUCACGUAUGAGCGAUGGUUCUGAGAUCCCCGAGCUUGGAGCUGGUGGGGGCCAGGGCGACCUUUACCAAAGCCAUGAGCUCGAUUUAUCGGAUGGCGUUGUAUUCCAGCAGCUUUCAAAUAUAUGCUUUGAGCGUAUCAAGGAUGAGAAAACUCGUGCGUUGGCACUAUGUGCUUUGUCAGAUGCGCAUCAAUCGAAAUCAAAAUCGCUAUCUCUUGAUGCUUAUGGCAUAAAGAAUGUUGGCGAAAUUUCUGUCCAGGAGCUCGUGGGCAUUCUAAGCCGAGGGUCGCCAAAGGCCAAUCUAUCGGAUCUGUCAGACAUCCCCAAACCCAAGAUACCCCUAAACAUACGGGGCAAAUUCGGACGUCCACUCCCGAACACAAUUCGUUUCCCCUAUUCGCGCCACUCUUCGUACGACGAACUCUGCAAUUUCAUCAGGGCAUUCAAACCAAAAGACAUCAUGUCGUGCACCGCAGAUGUUGCAACUUGGGACGAGGACGUAUCCAUGCGAACUCUAUUUGGUCAUUUGUGUUCUGGCACUGAUUUUACCCACGACAAGCUGAUGAGGGAGUAUGUCCAGCGAGACUCGCGCCGGUCCCGAAAACGGAUGCGACUGGAAUCUAAUUCUUCAUCACAACACCAUUCAACCCAGCAAACAGAUUCAUAUAUCGAAGCAAACGAGCUUCCUCCCAUUACCCCAUCAACAGCCAUUGAGGCCCGCGAGUCAGAUUCCAAUUCACCUCCGCUGCGAGAAAUGCAAACUAAACACAACAAUGCUCUCCCUGAAAUAUCAGCCGCUGCAUUCCAGGAAACAUCGCAGGAUAUAAGCCAAGACACAACCGAUGGUGCUGACACGCAGUCUUCCACAAACUCCCAAAUCCUCGCCAUAAAACUAGCAUUGAAAGAAAAACACCUAAACCGGGAACUGGAUUUUCAUGCGGAAUCUUCAUUCCCAGAUCUAGAUAACGAGGAUGACAAUACCUCACAAGAAACCUCUCAAUCCUAUCACGACCGCGACCAAGACCCAUCUGAUACCCCAUCCGACCGCGAGAGCACAUGUUCUCUCUCUUCAUCGGCCUUUGACUCCCUGCAAACCGUCACUUCUUCCAGAACCAGGUGCCGCAUGACCGCAUACCGUGCCGCUCGGAGCGGGACCUAUGAGGCAUGGACAAGUUUCGGCUCGCCAAUCAGUGCUGGGAAUAAUCAUACAGAGGAGGAGGCUGAAUUUGUGAGCUGUGAACUGUGA
Paracoccidioides lutzii Pb01 is the source of this 2073-nucleotide messenger RNA. RefSeq lists its product as hypothetical. The coding region runs from base 1 to 2073 and encodes 690 amino acids. The transcript has 5 exons. The record is from RefSeq and is a predicted model, not a curated record. Gene Ontology annotation, biological process: double-strand break repair via nonhomologous end joining; protection from non-homologous end joining at telomere; interstrand cross-link repair. Gene Ontology annotation, molecular function: damaged DNA binding; 5'-3' DNA exonuclease activity.